GGAAACGCUGAACCGGCAUCAGUCGGACAUGCGCAUUAGAAUUCUCGCUCCAAUAACUCAAGAUCUCAGCAAUUCAAGAUGUCGUCAGAAAAUGGAGUGGACGGUAAGUAUUCAAACUUUAAAUUGAUUUAAUAUGUUUGUACUAACUAUUUUUUAAAAUUUUUAAUACAUGGCUUGUUAUAGCAUGACUAUUGGAUCAGUUCCUACUUUUUUACUGUUCGCGCGAACAAAUUCGCCUAGUGGAAAAUGGAAUAAUUGUAGCCGUACAUCAGUUUUGCUGGUCAUGUUUGUUAGCUUGAAAUUAUAUUAAUGUUAUGGUAGGGGCCUACCAGAAACCUUAACAGGCUUUUAUUUAAGACCCCUAUAGAUAUAAAAUUUAGAUGCUAGUUCUAACUACAGACUAUACAGUCAACCAAAUUUAAAUAUAUUACAAUAAGUAUUAUAGUUAGAAGAAAAGAAAGAGAGAAAAUGUGAAAGCUAUUUACAGCAUAAAGUGUUACAUUGUACAUAUAAUUUGAUUAAUUACUUGAUAUUUGAAGGAAGUGUUCUUUUAUAGUAUUUUUGAAAGUAUUACGAGAAGUGAUAUUCUUAAAAUGACAUUCAAGUCCAUUCCAAACAUCGACUCCUUUAUUUGAAAGAGUAUGUUUUACAUAGUUCGUUCUUUUGUAUGACUUGUGGAGUUGUGUUUUAUUUCUUGUAUUGUGUUGGUGGAUUUGAUCAUUGGUCACAAAAUAAUCAGUGAAUACCUCUGGUAGAUUUUUGGUAUAGUGAUAUCGAAACAUAAAUAAACUUAUUAAAUAAUCAUUAAUUUUAUAAAUAUCUAGAAUUUUUAAGUCUUUAAAAAUUGGUUCGCUAUGUGCCAAAUAAGAGUUGAAAGUCAUAAGGCGCACAAUUUUUUUUUUAAUAUUCAUAAGCUUUUGGAUUCUUUUUUUGUAGGUAUUACCCCAGAUUAUAUUUCCAUAGAUAAGAUAUGGAUAGACUAAAGCAUAGUAAAUAAGCUUAAGAGCAUUUAAAUUUGUAAAAUGUCUUAUUUUUGCUAUUACUCCAGCAGAUUUAAUAACUUUUUUUGCUACUAAAUCCACAUGUUCAUUCCAUGUCAAGCAUUCAUCAAUGACAAUACCAAGGAAUGUGGUAUUUUUUACCUGUUUUAAUUUUUCUUUGUUUAUUUCUAUUGUUAUAUCAAAAUUCUGUUUUUUGUUAUAAGAUCUAAUAAUAAAUAUUAAAGCCCAGCAAAGUGCUUUUAAAAGAGCCAUAAACCAUUAAAUUUAAAAUUUUAUUAAAGAUUUAGUAACGUUUCGUCUUAACUCAAGACAUCUUCAGACUAUAUUAAAUUACAAGCUGUAAGAGUAAUUAAGCAUAAAGUAAAGUUAUCAUAGCAAUAUUAAAUUACAAGCGAAUACGAGGUACACAAAACGUAAGGAUAAGAAAGGAUAAUGAAGGGAAGUGACGGACAAAAAUGAGAACAGACAAAUUAGAUGACAACACAAACAGACAAAACAUAAAAAAAAGGAGAUCAGAAUACGUGAAGAGGAAUUGAACUGCCUUGAAUGUUGAGAGAGGGUUUCAUUUUAGAGAUAAAAAAGCUUUCAUGAAUAAGGAGUUCUUGUUCAUCUGAACAAGAGGAGAGGAUUUCGAAGUCGUCAAUAGAAGCAGCGUGGCCUGUGGAUGUAAAAAUCCUCCCCAGUCCAGCAUUUUCUCACAUCCACAGGCCACGCUGCUUCUAUUGACGACUUCAAAAUCCUUUCCUCUUGUUCAGAUGAACAAGAACUCCUUAUUCAUGAAAGCUUUUUUAUCUCUAAAAUGAAACCCUCUCUCAACGUUCAAGGCAGUUCAAUUCCUCUUCACGUAUUCUGAUCUCCUUUUUUUAUGUUUUGUCUGUUUGUGUUGUCGUCUAAUUUGUCUGUUCUCAUUUUUGUCCGUCACUUCCCUUCAUUAUCCUUUCUUAUCCUUACGUUUUGUGUACCUCGUAUUCGCUUGUAAUUUAAUAUUGCUAUGAUAACUUUACUUUAUGCUUAAUUACUCUUACAGCUUGUAAUUUAAUAUAGUCUGAAGAUGUCUUGAGUUAAGACGAAACGUUACUAAAUCUUUAAUAAAAUUUUAAAUUUAAUGGUUUAUGGCUCUUUUAAAAGCACUUUGCUGGGCUUUAAUAUUUAUUAUUAGAAUUUGUUUCCCGCCUGUUACUUCUCUGGUAACAAUUUUUUAUAAGAUCUAAAUAGAAUAAACUUUGUUUUUGAAGUAUUUAUAGAUAAUUUAUUUAUAUUUAACCAUUCAGCUACUUUAUUAAUUUCUAUUUGCAUAAUUUUAUUUAAUGUUUUAAGACAUUUGUUACUAUGAGAUAUCGUUGUGUCAUCCGCAAAUAAUAUAAAUGAAACUAUUUUACUGCAAUGCUGUAUAUCGUUUAUAUACAAAAGAAACAAGAGUGGUCCCAGAAUAGAACCCUGGGGGACUCCACUUUUGAUUGUCAUUUCUUUUGAUUUCACCUGAUUGUAUUUUACAAUUUGUUUUCUAUUUGUUAAAUAAUCUUGAAACCAUUGUUGAGAUAUUCCUCUUAUGCCAUAAUAUUCUAAUUUUUUAAUCAGAAUCCUGUGAUUAAUUGUGUCAAAAGCCUUGGACAAAUCUAAAAAUAUACCAAUAGUGUAUUCUCCUAUAUCUAUUGCUCUAGUAAUUUUAUCUAAAAGUUCAAUAAUUGCAAAAUCUGUUGAUCUGUUUUGUCUAAACCCAUUUGAUGUUUUGAUAAUAUCUUGUUUUUUUCUAUGAAGUUGAUUAAUCUUUUGUACAUGAGUUUUUCUAAUAAUUUUGAAAAACAUGAAAGAACAGAUAUAGGUCUGUAAUUGUUAAAUUUGUUUUUUUCAUUAGCUUUAAAAAUAGGUGUAACUAAUGCUAUCUUUAGCUUAUCAGGGAUAAUUCCACUUAGGAAAGUCAAAUUAAAUAUAUGAGCAAGAGGCUCAGAAAUAUUGCUGGCAGUUAAUUUUAAAAAUUUCGAACUAAUAUUAUCAUAUCCAGGACUUUUAUUUUGAUUCAUGUUAGAUAUUUCUAAUUUUAUUUCAUUUUUGGUAAUUGCUUCAAGAAACAUGCUAUCUUUGUACAAAUUACUAGUGAGAUAGUGCUCAAAUGUUUUUUGACCAUCAUUUUCGGUAAUCUUUUUGGCCAGUUCUGGUCCAACAUUCACAAAAUAUUCAUUGAAUUUGUUGGCUAUAUUAAGAGGAUCUUUAAUUAACUCAGAGGGGUUAUUCCCAACAAAUUCUUCUGGUAGUUCUUUUCUUACUUUAUUUCUAUUCAUGAUUUCAUUUAAUGUUUUCCAUGUCAUUCGAGCAUCAUAUUUAUAUUUUACUAGCUGUUCUUCAUAAUAUAUUUUUUUGGCCAUUUUUAUUAUAUGAUUUAGUUUAUUUUUAUACUUUUUAUAUUUAGUUUUGUUUUUUCACUUGGGUUUCGUAAGAAAGUUUUAUACAGCUUAUUUUUCCUCAUCACUGAUUUUAUAAUGCAUCUGGUCAUCCAUGGACUUUUGCCUUGAUCAAUAUUAUUUUUAAGAUGUUUUGGUCUUAAUGGGAAGUUAGUUUCAUAGGUUGUUGUGAAUAUUUUAGAAAAUUCAUUAAAAGAUUUUGUCGGAUUUUCUUGAAUAAAUACAUUAUCCCAUGAUGCGUUUUUAAUUGAGUUUAUAAAUGAUGUUAUGUUAGAGUUAUUAAUUUCCCUUUUAUAGAUUACGUUAGUUUGUUUGGUACUUUUUUCUUCGGGAUUUUUUUAAUCAAACAUGCAUGUAAUAUUGGUAAAUGAUCGGAGAUAUCAGUGAAUAUAAUUCCAUUAAUACUGUUCUCAACUUUUUCUAUAUUAUUUGUAAAAAUAUUAUCGAUUAUUGUAGCAGUAUGUUCAGUAAUUCUAGUUGGUUUUGUUAUAAGCGGAACAAAAGAUGAUGUAAAAAGUUGUUCAAUAAAUCUAUUGGCAUAAUCACAGGACUCUGAUUUGAGUAAAUCAAUAUUAAAAUCUCCCAUAAGAUAACAUAUUUUGUUUUCUUUAUCAAUUUUAUGUAGUAAUACAUUCAUUGCAUUUUCAAAUACUUCAACUUUCUUGUUUGGAGGUCUAUAUAUUGUUCCUACGAUUAUGUUUUUACUGAAUGGCAUGUUAAUUUCGAUAAAAACUGAUUCAAUUCCAUCUUCGUUAACGGAAUUCAAAUCCUUGCGAAUCUUGUAUUCUGUUUCUUUAAUAAUAUAAAUACCUACUCCUCCGCCUUUUUUAUUGCUUCUGUUUGAGCUUAUGAAAUCAUAUUUUUCUAUAUUAAAGUUAUCGUUAUUGGUAUCAUUGAGCCAUGUUUCUGUUAAGCCUAUUACUUUAAUAGGUUUUCCUAGUGAAUUCAGAAGGUGUUUAAACGAGUCAAAGUUUUUAGAUAUACUUCUUAUAUUUAAAUGUAACAAGGAAAAGUAAUUUUUUUGUUUGUUUUUUGUGAUGACAUCUUUAAGUUCGUUUGUAAGGUAAGAGUCACACUUUAUUUUGUCAAUGUCAAAAGACGAGUCCGGAUGUGCGCUGAUUCCACAUAAUUCUAAAUCAUUACUCAGUUGAAAUGGGUUAAAACUUGAUUGCGUUAUUCUAUCCAUAUGACCAUAUCAUCUUGGCCAAAGGUUCUACCUCUUGUAAUGUUUAAGUCGUAUUCUAAAUCAUCAAGCGAUUGAAACGGCAAGGCAUUGUCAAGGCAUAAUUUGCAUAUAUCAAUUUCCGCAUCAGUCACAUUAGCGUCAAAUGAUUACAGGCAUGCAGACUUGGCGUGAUACCAUCUGUAACAUGUGUUACAUCGGUUACAUUCAAUCCAUUUUUGGUAUUUCCCAAUAGUUUUAAGGCAAGAAGAACAUGUCUUCUUGUUAGUAAUAUUUGAUUUAGGCAUUAGAUUGGUUUCUUAUUUGAAAAUAAAUGUUAAAAAUUAUGAUUAUAAAGAAUAGGCUAGUAGAGUAUAUGUAUUGAUAUGUAAAGAUAUGUAAUUUGAAACGAGAUUAUGUCAAAUUAAAAACAACACCUUCAAUAAUAAGUUUGUCCCUGACCAUCCUUGCCCUUUUCUUUUCUGCUUUUGCCUUCUUAUAUUCUGGAUAGAGUGCUUUUCUAACUCUUUCAAUUUCUUCCGGUGUGACGCGAAAUUCCUGACUUGCGAAAUAUCUGACUAUUGUAGAACUGCCCAUGCGCAGACGAUGCGCAUGAAUGACUUUGGCUCAUAAAUUUCGCAACUGAACAGACAACACGUGUAUUUAUAAAGCCAUUUUAUUUAUACAUAAAUUUUCCAACAUUAAUUCUACAAUUGAUCAACUGAAUUGACACUAUACCACUGAUUGUGAACGUUAUAAUAAACCUUGAAUCGUAGAUAUGGAAAUAUCACUCGAAAAGCGAUCUUAGUGAUAUAAAACAGUUUCAAAGGUUAUGCCGUAUAUGCAUUACUAUACUAUAAGCACUAAAAAUCGUUUCGCGUUUGACCUUCUCACUAUUUAGUAAGCAGCAACGAUGAGUUCGAAGUUCAUGAGUUGGCCGUUUAGAUUUGGCGAUGUUUAUGCUAGAAACAUUUGGUAACAUCGCAUAUGGACUUAAAAAUCGUUUCGACCGACCGUAUUUAGCAAACGUCGUGUAUUUCGCGGUCACGACCACACAAUUCGCUUUGAAAUUUAAAGUGUUUGUGAUUGAAACUUAGCGAUGUCGAUUUGAAAUAUUUAACGAAGUAUUAGAAAUUAACAUCAUGAUUAUUUUAUCUAAACUCUAAAAAACAGUUUUGGCCGACUUAGAAUUUAGCAAGCGUCAUGUAUUUCGCGCCUGUACGCGCGAAAUUUCUGACCCGUCACGCUAGGUCAGGUAUUUAGCAGAGGUCAGGAAUUUCGCUUGACACCGGGAAAAACCGGAAACGCCAAUUCUCGUUCCUUUCAGCUUUCUCGCAUUCUUUCGUAUGUAUUCCCUGUCCUGGAAGUAUAAUUGAAUUUCACCACUAUAAUCUAUUGGCCUAGGUUUCGCGUUGGUCUGAAUUUUCCUUCCAAUACGGUGGGAUCGGUCAAUCUUUAUCAUAUUUGCCGCAUCACGUACUUCAAAUUUCUCUUCGAGUAGGCUAUGAAUAAUCGCAGUUGUAUCUUCCUUCUCCUGUUCGCUAAUAUUAUAAAAGACUAAAUUGUCUCUCAUUGACCUUGCGCUAUCAUGUAACACGGUAUUUUCAUUUUCCAGACUCUUAAUUCGUUUCUUUGUUUCUUCAUCGCAUAUUUUUGAUAAUUCUUGCUGACGCUUCAAAUCAUCAAUUUCUGCAUAUGCGUACUCCAAAGAUUGCUUUAAUCCUUUCAUCUCUUCUUCGGCAGACUUAACUUUCUCUUCGAUAAUGUCAAGCUUGUCUAACUUCCUAGCCAUCAGGCCCAUCACUUUUAGCAAUUCCUGUAUUUCAUCUAAUUGCGUAUUAUUUUCCCUCUCUUCUUGAACAAUCAUAUUAGUUGUAUCAUUCUGUUUCAUUGAUUUAGAUUUGGCUGACUUUAUGGGCGUAUUAUUGCCAGAAAUAUUUAAACUUUGCGCAUUGCGCUUGGAGGCAUGUUUAUAUGACGCCAUGAUAUAUGAUAUGAUAAAUGCGGUGGUUGUGCCUCAAAAUAACGAUCUUGACGUUUUCUAUGCAAAAGUAACUUACUUUGAUCACAGUACUGUUGAAAAUCUUGUGCAGCUUGCUCAAUUGCGAGAAGUACUUGUCAUUGAUUUGAGUUGUAAAAAGUUCAUAGCUAUGUUUAUAUUAGUUUCUUACAUUCAUGCUACUGUAUAAUGUGGGUUGAACCAAAUUAUCUUUCAUUGACGAUUUCCUCUAUGUGUUGUUUCUUAGCAUAGGCACCCAGAUUGUUGGGCAGACAAGGCAGUCGGGCAAUAUUCGUUUCACGGUCAGGCAAUAUUGGCUUAUUAUAAAAAUAAAUAGGAGAAAUUCUCUCAAUAUUGGGUGAAAUAUGCUAUAUAAUAGUUGAAAAUGGAGGGAAAAUAUGAAAGUUAUAAUAAAUUAUAAUACAUUUAUUAUAUAAAGUAUAGUGCUUUAUAGAGAUUUCAAAAACUCAUUAAUAAUUCAUGAAGCAAUUAUCCAAUCUUGAGUAAGAAAUUAGUCAUGUGCAUACGUCUUUAUACCAGCUAAAGAACACUUUAACAAAAGACCAUUGUUAUGCAAACUAUAUAAAGGUUUUUAUAUAAAGAUUUUUAUAUAAAGAUUUUUAUGAAGAUUUUUAUAUAAAGAUUUGACUUAUUAUGCAUACGUUUUUGAAGUCAUUUAAAAAACUCGCGGGUCGUGUUUUAUUAGGUCUAAAGCCACUCGCGCUGCGCGCUCGUGGCUUUAAACCUAAUAAAACACUCCCGCUCGUUUUUUAAAUAGUACUUCGAGCACUGAUAAAAGUGAUAAUUUCACAUGUGAGAUUAUUCAUGAUAAUCUCACAUGUGAAAAUUAUCGCUUUUCAAUUAUUGCUUUUCUGUAAAAAUUAUCGCUUUUCAAAGACUGUCCUAUAUAUAAUAAACAGAAAAAUACAUGGGUGCUUGGAAAUACCAGAUUUAUUUCUCGUGUUGAACAUAAUAUCUCACUUGUUCGCUGCGCUCACUUGUGAGAUAUCAUGUUCAACACUCGAAAUAAAUCUGGUAUUUGCACGCACUCAUGUAUUAUUCUCUAUUUCAAACACUCAUUAAUAAUUCGUAAGCUUAUUGGCCAAUCAUGUCAACCAUAAUAUGUCACGUGCAGUGGCUUUAAACCUGAUAAAACACUCCUAAUUAGUAUUCUUUAUAUAAAGAAUACUAAUAAGACAAUAUAUCUAUUGAAUUUGUGUCGUGUUUGAAGUCGUUUAAUAAACUCGCAGGUCGUGUUUUAUUAGGGCUAAAACCACUCGCGCUGCGCGCUCGUGGCUUUAAACCUAAUAAAAUACUCCUGCUCGUUUAUUAAAUAGUACAUAAUACAUUCUGAAAUAAUAUAUUCCGAAAUUCCCCCAUUGUCAACAACAAUUUUGGAAAGUUUGCACAGGAAAAUUUUUUUGACAAGUCGGGCAUGGGAAAAGUCAGGCAUAAUUUCUUUCCGCCCCCCCUAAUUUUUUCCUUCCCGUAAGCCUAUGUUUCUGGGUACGUAGGGCAGGUUACAAUGAUAGUUCUGCAAUGAAGCGUGCUCUCGUUUUAUGGUGCAGAAGAAUCAAAUGACGUCUGGUUAUGGCCUCCUCCACAGGCAUCUUGAUUCUGCCCACCAAUCUAAAUCCGAUGCCUGUGAAGGCGGCAAAUCUGGUUAGAUGAUAUAGUAACUGUGAAAUUUGUUCGUAUGGACUGUAGUCUGAUGAUUGAUAGAUGGUGGUUGGAAUUGCUGUUUAUGUACAGUCAAUGGUUUGUUGUUUGGUUUCCUCUAACUAAGUUCAAAAACUUUCAUUUCUAAGAUCAACAUAUUAAUUAACAAUUAUUCGCCGAAGGCGAGGUGAUUAUCGGUGAAUAAAAACCGAGACGAAGUCGAGGUUUUUAUUCACGAUAAUCAUCGAGCUUGAGGUGAAUAAUUGUUUUAGUAUAAUUUCAUAGGUGAUUAUUUGGAAAAAACACAUUUCUUCGUCAUUUAAUUGACAAAAAGGCUUCGGCCGCCAUUUUGAAAAUCGCUUUGGUGAUUAUCGCGUAAUAAUCACCUCAACGGCAACCAAUCAGCGUGGAGAAUUUUUAAUAAUCACCUAUGUAAUUAUACUAACUUAAUUUAUUAGAUAUGAAGAAACAAUAAUACAACUAAAUAUCUAUACUGUCCUUGGAAAGUCACUAAUACUACAUAUAUUGCAUUAAAUACUACAUAUAUCAUGAUAUAUGGCAUCUACUGGGUCAGAAAUAAGGAAAGGUGCUAAAUGCAGAUAAAAUACAUGAAAUAACCAUUUUAUUAGAAUAAAAAAAGGCUAUUAAAUAUCAUACAAAUAUAUAGGUUUUUGAACACUUUAAUCAGUAGCUUCCACAGAAAAUCAGUCCAAUAAUAUAUCAUUGAAAGAUGUUCAGUAUAGACUGCAUAAAUCUUUACUUUAAACCGCAUCAAGUAAUUCAAAUUUUGUAACAUAGUUUGUAUGCAUAAAUGUUAUUACUAAGCAAUAUCUCUUCGAAGAUUUCUCCAUAUUUGUGUUUCUCCGUUUUUCGGGUGGUUUAACACAUAUGCAAUUGAAGUGAUGGCAAGUACUUGAUAAACAAUUCCAUUUCCUGUGAAAACAUCGUUGUUUUGAUACUUCCCAGGUGAUGAUUCAAUUUAAAUUUUAACGUUCUCUUGACGUGCAUAAAUUUUUUUAUAAACAGAGAUGUCUCUUCCAUUGUAUAGCUGCAUUAUAUCAACCUUGCAAUUUCUUUAGUUUGUUCUAUAUAUAUAUGCAACUGAGUUGAGGUCAUUUCUGAAAAUUAAACAAUUUUCUGUAAGCAAUACGAAUGAGAAAGCCAUGAUCAUGCAUGCAUGUAUAUCACAAGACUACAUAUACACUCCUUGUCUACACAUAUUCGUUAGUUUGUAUUUCUGAAAAAGACCAAAUGUGAUACUUUAAUUACUUUGGACUCCUACUUGAUACUUGGAAGCCGACAUAUUAGGCCUAUUGAACAUGUUUUUUUAAUUUUUAUAACAGUGAUAUGUUACUAUUUGGACUACAUGCAUGACAGCAUGUUACCAUGUAUGUCAAACGACUAUGUCAGUAAAAUAGUGUGAUAAAUUCAAAGCAAGAUGGUGUAUUUCAGUGAUUAUGAGUAUACACAAUAUAUUAAACUUAGCAGAUUAUGCUAUGUGUGGAACAAGAACUUCAGUCAUUCGGCCUAUGAGAAAAGUGAGGCCAAGAUGGCGGCCAUUGACGUCCAAUAGCUCUGAAGAUCGGAAACAAUUUUUAUACCAUUUUUCCCCAGCUAAGUCCAGUUUUUUCUAACGGACCGGAUCGCUAAUCAAGUUUUCAGUUCGUAAAAUCAUAAUAUUAGUCUUUAAAUCAAAGUCAAAAUAGGAAAUUUCGGCACACUCCUUACCAAGAUGGCGGAAAUUGAAGGAGUUAUUGGACGUCAGUUCCAGCCCUUUCCAUUGUUUUUGUCUGCGCGGUUAACACAAAGCUGGCUUCACUUUGUGGACUUGAGUUCUCGCUCCAGAUAUAUAUGCAGCUCACUGUCUCUGCCAAACUUCUUAGUCUCCGGGUCGUCAAGGAUAAAUAGGCCGACAACAUAUGUCUUCUGUUAGUUGCAACUAAUUCCUUGGUCUGGAGUUUUUCCUAAUUAUGUGUGUAUUUUGUUUACACAUGCACCAUUCUCCCAUACAAAUCCUCAGAAAAAUUUGAAUUUCAACUGCAAGGGCGAAUUUAAAUUUGUAUGUUCUGAGUACGUUUGAAUAGAGGAUUUUAAUCGUAAAAGCAUGCACAAACCGUAUCAUUUACGAUUCCGAAUAUAUACUACUUUGUUUUGUAGAUGAAAAAAGACCAGCCCAAGAGGAAGAACUUGAAGAUGAUGUUUAUGAGAUCAUAAGUUCAGGUGUGCAAGACAAGACGUACUGGGGUAUAACAGUCAGGAGAUUGGGAGAACUUGAUCUUUCACGUCGUCCUGUAUAUGAACAACUUGGUGUUGGUGGUUUUACUGGCUGGUAAGC
Molecule: messenger RNA, 10555 nt
Organism: Paramuricea clavata
Lineage: Eukaryota; Metazoa; Cnidaria; Anthozoa; Malacalcyonacea; Plexauridae
Source: the annotation of a GenBank genome assembly